Molecule: messenger RNA, 2143 nt
Organism: Caenorhabditis auriculariae
Lineage: Eukaryota; Metazoa; Nematoda; Chromadorea; Rhabditida; Rhabditidae
Source: the annotation of a GenBank genome assembly
AUGUCGAGAGAAAGUCGACGCGUGUUGGAAACGCCUAUGGAGAAAAAGGCGGGAGACGAAUUUGUGAAAAAUGAAAGAAAGACGUCGGAUUCGUCGGCGACACCUUACACGCCGACGACGUCUUCUAACAAGGGGUCAGUUCGAAGAUUUGCGAAUUUCAGUUUGGAAUAUUCUGUUUUCGAAAUUUAGUGUUCGUCCUACAUUUUUUUGAACAUGCAAGCCUAAAAAACAAACUGAUACUAUUUUUUCUACACAAAAUUUGGAUUCACUGUUCGUUUAUAAGUUUAUAACCUAAAAAAGCAGUUUUACACGGACUUUGGAAACUGAUUAUAUAAUUUGAUGCCUGUCAAAGGUUUACUAAACACCGUUCUCGAAGUUGUUUAGCUAACUUUUAUUUUUAAUUCGCAUAGGCGAAAAAAAAAGCUUUAGAGUUUCUGGAAGCCAAAUCGAAUUUCUGUUUUUUUUUUAAAUCAAAUUUUAAUACCCGCGUCUUAUCAAUCUUAUCCACUUUUCGGGCUCCUUUUGUGAAUGAAAUAAACAGAUUUUUUUCGAAAAAAAUCUUCCCAACCUUUUAAUGAAGGAGAGCUUCCUUUGUAGACGUCGCUCGAAAAAACGCGGCCAUCCCUGUCCUUCCGUUGAACCUUUGGUGAAAGCUUCGCCUCUUCCGCCUUCCAGUGGUUCUGAUGUAAGGAGGAACGCCAUCGAUGAUUCCCAUAUCACAUCUUUUAGUUUUCUGUGACUUGCAAACAGCGCUCGGAAAAGUUUGAUAAUCUGACAGUGUCCGACGAUGUUAACGAAGUCAAACUUAUUCAAAGAAAAGUUGACGCAAGUGAGUUUAUGACUUCAAAAAAAUUCUGAAAAGGGAAACUUUAAUGAAUUCGUUUUUCAAAAAGGAACCCAUAUAGAUUUAGUCGGCGGGCUAUUAUCAGCAACGCUCCCUUUUUUCAGAAACUUCAAAUAAAGUGGCAUUUUCUUCUGUAAAAAAUUGAAAUUGAGGUUUCAAGGAUUUAACUAAUUUUUUUCAUGCAUAAAAAAAGGAAAAAUUUUUUUGAUCCAAUGUAUGGCAAUUUUUUUCAAAAAGGUAAUUAUAAUAAAGAAAUUGCCCUGGACCGAUCUUCCUUCUCUGAACAUUGAACAUAAGUCUGGAUUUUAAAGGGCGUGUUUGAUCAGUUUUCACUCUAACUUCGACAAAGACUACUUUGAUUCUUCCAUGUCCUAUCGUUUUAAAACAAUCCCCUGACUUUUAUUUUGGAAAUUCAUAUGAUUUGAUAAUUUCCUGGCGGGCUAAUUAUGAAUUUAGAGUCUUGCCAAGUUUUUUUCUUCGAGAAUUUUCGAGGAAGUAAAAAAACCGUUUUUUCAGCCCUCUAUGAUACAAACCUGAAGAAAACAGCACAAGAAAGGGCGAAAGCCGCAGUUGAUCACGAGAAAAAGUCUCCUGUUGAUAUGGUUUGAAUGACCAGAAAUAUUAAAAAUUGAAGAAGUUUUUUUUUCUAGGGCGACGAUACUUUGAAAGGCGUCGAAUCACUCCAAAUGGAGUUUCCUGAUCAACCUACUAAGGUUUUUAGGAGGAUUAAAACUGUUAUAUCUAAUUUAUUCCAGAAAACAUCAGAGACUUUGGUCACUCAAAAAAUGACAAUUACACGUUCUGAAGUAAGAAAUGUUUAAAAAUAGCUGCCUCUUAAAGAUUUAUUCGUAAAAUUCUGUAUUGAAAACGACUUGAAACGAAUUGGUCGCACGUAGAAUGGCUCAAAGGGUUGUAGUUGCGCUGCCGUUUAAUCUGAACCUUUGAAGUUUUCUUUUGACUUGAUUCAAAGUUCUAAUGAGCGAAAAUCGCUUCAUGGUCGGGCCUGUGUAAUAAAUUGGAGUCUUUCUAGGUGCGACCACGGUACUUCCAUGUUCAUUAUAAUGCUAAUUGAGAAUCGAUCUGAUUUUCACAGCAGGGUUUUUUCCUUUUAUCGGGAUUUUAUUUUUCAUAGUUUUUUUUCUUUUCGAAUCAAAGCUAUAAAAAAAAAUUUAAAAAGCGUUGAUAAAAUUUGUUAUUUUUUGCUACUUCCAGAAACGCACUCAGGAGCACAGUGACUACGUGGGUCACCGGAAACUGAGCCCCGGGACGAAACAAGAGGUCAACCUCUACGCAAUUUAG